This is a messenger RNA of Tyto alba (common barn owl), 3119 nucleotides long. RefSeq names its product solute carrier family 2, facilitated glucose transporter member 5. The transcript has 12 exons. Gene Ontology annotation, biological process: monosaccharide transmembrane transport. The record is from RefSeq and is a predicted model, not a curated record. The coding region runs from base 1 to 1560 and encodes 519 amino acids. Gene Ontology annotation, molecular function: hexose transmembrane transporter activity. NCBI's taxonomy places the organism in Eukaryota, Metazoa, Chordata, Aves, Strigiformes, Tytonidae. Gene Ontology annotation, cellular component: membrane.
AUGAAGUUGAAAAGAAAGAAGCAGGAAAGCUCUGACAGCCAUGAAGGUUCAAAGGGGAAGAUGACAUUGCCGCUUGCUCUGGUAUCGCUGAUAUCUGCGUUUGGAUCUUCUUUCCAGUACGGCUACAACGUGUCUGUGAUCAAUUCUCCAGCCCCAUACAUGCAAGACUUCUACAACAAAACCUACUUCAACAGGAAUGGUGUGCCGAUGGACAGUAGCUUCCAGACGCUGCUCUGGUCUCUUACUGUGUCCAUGUACCCUCUGGGCGGCUUCUUUGGGUCCCUCAUAGUGUGGCCUCUGGUCAACAAUUGUGGCCGAAAGGGUACUUUGCUGAUAAAUAACUUCUUCUCCAUUUCUGCUGCAAUCCUUAUGGGAACCUCAGAGCUGGCAAAAACCUUUGAAGUAAUCAUCUUUUCACGUAUUGUUAUGGGAAUAUAUGCUGGUCUGGCUUCCAAUGUGGUUCCCAUGUUCCUUGGAGAAAUGUCCCCCAAAAAUCUGAGAGGUGCUAUUGGGAUAAUACCCCAGCUCUUCAUCACUGUUGGGAUCCUUGUAGCUCAGAUCCUUGGUCUCAACAGCAUCCUUGGGAAUGCCAAAGGCUGGCCUGUGCUGCUGGCGCUCACUGGGGUCCCAUCACUAAUUCAACUCCUUACAUUGCCCUUUUUCCCUGAGAGUCCCAGGUAUCUGCUGAUACAAAAGGGCAAUGAAGAGCAAGCACGACAAGCUCUGCAGAAGCUGAGAGGCUGGGUUAAUGUGGAUGACGAGAUAGAAGAAAUGCACCAAGAAGACCGCUCAGAAAAGGAAGAAGGACAUUUCUCUGUACUCAGCCUGUGCACCUUCAGAGGCUUGCGAUGGCAGCUCAUCUCUAUCAUCAUCAUGAUGAUGGGCCAGCAGCUCUCUGGGGUUAAUGCGAUCUUCUACUACGCAGACAGAAUCUUCCAGUCGGCAGGUGUGGCCAGGAACAAUGUUCAAUAUGUCACUGUCUCCAUAGGUGGCAUCAAUGUCAUCAUGACUUUGCUUGCUGUUUUUAUUGUGGAAUCUCUGGGGAGGAGAGUCCUUCUCCUUGCUGGCUUUGGAUUGUGCUCUGUCUCCUGUGCAGUGUUAACUUUGGCCCUCAAUCUCCAGACUGUUGUCUCCUGGAUGUCUUACCUCAGCAUAAUUUGUGUCAUUGUUUACAUCAUCGGACAUGCUAUCGGAGCCAGUCCAAUUCCCUUUGUGAUGAUCACCGAGAUGUUCCUGCAGUCGUCCCGGCCUGCAGCGUUCAUGGUGGGUGGGUCUGUGCACUGGCUCUGCAACUUCACCGUGGGGCUUGUGUUCCUCUACAUGGAGGCUGGACUGGGGCCCUACAGCUUCCUCAUCUUCUGUGCCAUCUGCGUCCUCACGAUAGUUUACAUAUUCUUUAUUGUUCCUGAGACAAAGAACAAAACCUUCAUGGAAAUCAACAGGAUCAUGGCCAAGAGGAACAAGGUGGAGAUUCAGGAGGACAAAGAAGAGUUGAAGGAUUUCCCAACUGUCCCAGAUGAGCAGGCAGAGAAGAAAGAAAUCUCCAUUACUGAGCCAUGAUCCAGCUCAGUGUUUGGCCUGGCCUUGAACAAAUACAUUCAUAGUUUGAUACUAAUCUUCAUUCAGACCUUCUGCAAACUUUCUACAGCAGGAAUUUCCAAAUAAGCCACUGUGUCUUGAGAGUCUUCUUGUGAGUAAUUAGCAGGACCAUUCUGCUUCAUGACAUAGCCACUGCCAAGGCAAAUUACCUCUAUUCAUGGUAUUUGUCACAAGGAAAGGGCAAUGUCCUCAGCCAGCUCAGUUCCUGUGAUCAAGUAACCUAUGUCAUAUGGUGGUGUAUGUCGCUGAUGUCCUGACUGACACAUCUCUGCUAGCACAAGCCAGCACUUGGGCUGGGUUUUGGUCAGUUGUGUACAGGGAGUGCACUAUAUUCCUCCGAGGGAAUGUUAUUCAUAUACUUGAGGUUCCAGCAUGAGUGAUGCCAGGCCUUUGGUUUCCUGGGAUGGAGAGAGUGUGUUAGGCUGAUUAACAGCAUUUAUCAUGUCAACUCUUGUCCAUCCUUUGUGUGCCUCAAAGGGCUGCUAAACUAGAAAUACAUAUCACUAUAAUCUCAUCCCCACCCUGCUCACCCAACUCUCUCCUUCAAAUCAAACCUAGUCCUCAGCUUUUCCUGAUGAGUUCUUUCAAAGCCUUAUUCUUGAGGUUGGGAGUCAUCCAUCUGGCUGAUGCUUAUUCAAAACCAAUUUAUACAUGUUUGUUCCAGUGGAGCUCUAGUCUUUGAGUUAUUUAGCUCAGUUUACUCCCUAGUGUUUAGACUCCAGUUGCCAAGGAGCAUCAGUCCCUCUUAAUCCUUUAAUAACCCCACAUCCCUCCUCCGUAUGCAUGAGCCAGCUGAAGUUCAUUCAUCCCCCAGAGAUACGUGGUGUUCCCCAGAGAUACAUGGUAUUGAACUCAAAAACUCCAUCCUGCAUUGCAGGAGUCAAAUUCAGGUUGAUUCCUGUAUAGUGGGCUACAGGUUGGAGCCUGUGCUUGCAAACAUAUCCAAACUUGUCUUUAGUUUCUCACAUUGGGUUGCUUAAAUUUAGUUUUUGAAAUAACUCAGCUCUCAGUUACUUGAAAAAGUCUUUAGAUGCUUUAGAGCUUGGUCCUUUUGCUGGUUUUUGUUCUGUCCUCUAACCGUGCCAUUCUAACCAAAGGCUAAAUUGAUUUGGAAAAGCUCUGAAUCUAAGGACUAGUGCUGACUCUCAGAAGAAAGUGCAGUGCACACUGAUAAAAAUGGAGGAGUUCUUAAAAUACUUACCAUUUUUGGGGGGUUAAUUAUGGCAUAAUUUAACAUGGGGAAAUUCAAUUUAAUUAAUUGCUAUGUGGGGCUGCUGCCCUCUGUUUUGAAAAAAGCAGAAUUGUUGAACAGCCUGGCAUGGAUUUUGUGUUAUUGAAGGGGAUAAUCCUUCGCAUGAUUUUCCUUAAGCUUAGAAAUUGAGUUUUAUACCUGUCCUCAAACUCGUUAUGUAUACAGGUUGGAAAAGAAGUUGUUUCCAUGCUCUGUCUUUACAUCCAUUUACAGAAAAGAAGGCAUGCCACUCGUCAAAGCACAACAAUUACACAGCAAGAGCUUUGGU